Penicillium verhagenii is the source of this 330-nucleotide messenger RNA. Its product is annotated as PLAC8 family protein. NCBI's taxonomy places the organism in Eukaryota, Fungi, Ascomycota, Eurotiomycetes, Eurotiales, Aspergillaceae. The record is from RefSeq and is a predicted model, not a curated record. The transcript has 2 exons.
CUGCUGGCGACUUUUUGCCCUUGUGCACUUCUAGGGAGAACAUCCUCUCGACUGCGAGACCCUGAACUCAAAGAGAGUAACUACAUAAACGGUGAUUGUUGUAUCUACCUUGCAUCCAAUUACUGUUAUUUGUGCUGGGUUCCCCUUAUGUUCAAACGUCGCCAUACCCGACAAAAAUUCGGUAUUAGUGGCUCUGGUUGCAAUGAUUGCAUGGCGGCCUGCUUUUGCCCAUGCUGUCUGCUUGUGCAGCAAGAGAAAGAGGUGGAGACUCAAUACACACGCCUUCAAUCCAAGUAUCAAGCCCCUGAAGCGAUGAAAUAUUCUCAAUGA